CGUGCACAAUCACUACUCUUCCCCCUGCUUCCAUACACUUCCAGUUCCAGCCCCGCCUUCAGGUGAGCGUCUGAGCCCCGACCCGCGCAGCCGCACCGCACCCCUACUCUGACGCCGCCCAUGUCCGCCGCACCGGCGGCCGCGGCCGCGGCCCCGCCCCGCCGCGUGGUCAUCUGCGGCGGCGGCGUGGUGGGCGCGUGCACGGCCUACUUCCUCUCCACCCACGCCGGGUCCCCCACCGUCCCGACGCUCAUCGAAAAGUGCGCCCCGGCGUGCGCCGCCUCGGGGAAAGCCGGCGGGUUCCUGGCGCUCGACUGGUGCGACUCCACCCAGGCGCUGUCCAGCCUCGCGCGGGCCUCCUUCGCGCUCCACCGCCGCCUCGCCGACGCCCUCGGCGGCGCCGACGCCUACGGCUUCCGCCCCGUCCACACCCUCUCCGUCCUGCUGCCCACGCACCCCGGGCCCGCCCCCGCUAGUUCGCCGCACCCGCGGCUCCCGCCCUGGGUCGACCCCUCCGCGUCCGCGGCCCCGCCGAGGGAGCUCGGGACCCCGGACACCACCGCGCAGGUCCACCCGGGCCUCUUCACCAAGGCCGUCCUCGCCGCGUCGGGCGCCGAGGUCGUCAUCGGCGAGGUGGAGCGCGUCGUGGCCCGGGACGGCCGCGUCGCCGGCGUCGUGGUCAAGGGGCGCGACGCCGUGGUGGACGCCGACGCCGUCGUGCUCGCGCUCGGCCCCUGGUCCGGCCGCCUCGAGGUCGUCCGCGAGGUGUUCGACGUGUCCGGGCUCAAGGCGCACAGCAUCGUGCUCCGGCCGCGCGAGCCCGACAAGAUCACGCCGCACUGCGUCUUCCUCAGCUACCAGCCGGAGCCCGGCGCCAAGAUGCUCAACCCUGAGGUGUACCCGCGGCCCACCGGGGAGGUGUACAUUUGUGGAAUGAGCAAGGACGAGAACCCGCCAGAUGACCCAGCAACAAUAACAGGCGAACCAGACUCGAUUGCAAUGCUGCAUAAGAUUGCAGGGAAGGUGUCCAGCCAGCUGAAGAAGGAAGAAGGCGCUGAGGUGGUCGUGGAGCAGGCGUGCUACCUGCCGUGCACCACCGACGGGCUGCCGGUCAUCGGGGAGAUGCCAGGCGUGAAGGGGUGCUAUGUGGCCACCGGGCACAGCUGCUGGGGCAUCCUCAAUGGUCCGGCCACCGGCGCGGCCCUCGCGGAGCUCAUCCUCGACGGUAAGGCCAAGAUCGUUGACCUUGAGCCUUUCAGCCCGGCAAGGUUUCUCAAGAGAAGGAGCAGGCGUGGAGCCUGACCGUGUGAUGUGCUUCGUGAGUUCGUGUGAAUGUUCAGAUUCAAGUUUGUUACUGAAUCAAACACUCUGACUCUCCCUUUGCCUAUUCCUCAGUGAUGAGAGUUGCAAAACAUGAAUGAGUUAAUAAAUCAUGGAUAUAUAGUCUUGAUUUUGCGUAUCUGUUGUACACACAUCA
Molecule: messenger RNA, 1477 nt
Organism: Sorghum bicolor (sorghum)
Lineage: Eukaryota; Viridiplantae; Streptophyta; Magnoliopsida; Poales; Poaceae
Product: putative oxidoreductase TDA3
Exons: 2
Coding region: 121-1302 (393 amino acids)
Cellular component (GO): cytoplasm
Molecular function (GO): oxidoreductase activity
Source: RefSeq, a predicted model, not a curated record